ACUUGAUCAGUAUUAAUACCUGUAUGUACACAUACAAUCAAGGAAGUUAAAUUGCAUGACAUUGUCUAACUUGUAAUCACAAAUUCGGUUGUUAUUUCUGACAUGGCUGCAGUAACAAGUUCAAACUGUACUGUGUGUGAGUCACAGUCCAUUGUUAAAACAGCUGUGAAGUGGUGUUUCGAAUGUGAUGAAGCAUUUUGUCCUGACUGCCUAAAGUACCAUAGCAACGCGAAGUCAACAAAAAGUCACGCCGUCAUUGACGUAAGUGAUCAGAAAGAGCUGCCUUAAUUCGUACUGAAAAUAAAGCAGCAUUGCGAGGAUCAUGGGGCACUAUUCCAGAACUAUUGCUUAAGUCAUGAAAGACCAUGUUGUAGGAAAUGCAUAAACUUGACCCAUAAAAACUGCAGAGAUAUGCCACCUCUAGAAGAUGUUACCAAAGAUGCUCGUAAUUCAAUAGCAUUAGAAGACAUUAAAGAGCGUCUGCAGAAUCUAAAAAAGUAUUAUGAGCGUCUUUGUCAGGAAAAACAGUCAAAUACCAAAGAAAUAAAGGCUGAGGCGAAGACUAUUAUUGAGCAUGUUAAAUCAACCCGACUUAAAUUGAAUGAAUAUUUAGACCGUUUAGAAAAGGAAGUUCUUCAGAAGGUAUCCGAUCUUGAAAAAAAUGCACUGCAAAAUAUAGAGAGAAUUUAUAACGAUUUGAAAGGGAAGGAGGACAGAACAGAUGAAUUAAACAAAGGACUAAUAAAAAUGCAAAAUCAUGCGUCAGAACUUCAGAUAUUUCUCGGAACCAAGGAAUUCGAAUUUGAAAUAAGUACGCAGGAAAAAGAAAUCGAAGAGUUGGCAAAAGAUCAUUCGUUUGACAUAAGACGCAUUGUUUUUAAAGAAAAUAUAAAACUUUCAGCUUUUACCUCUGAUGUAAGUUCCUUCGGUGAUAUUGGAAUAGAGAUGAAACCAUCAACAAUCCGUGACACAAAGCCAAAUGAACAACAGGUACAGAUCACAGUUGAGAGAAGACAGUUUGAUGACAUCAAUCUAAAAUUGGUGACGGGAUUUAAGAUCGAGUUAGAAGUGUUUGGAUGUGCAAUUUUGGAAAAUGAUAUUGUAUGUUAUACAGCUACUAACACACAAACCUUAUAUGUGAAAAACACUAAUGGAGUUUUGUUACACUCUAUUGUUCUUCCUGAACGCCCAUAUGACAUCGUGUUUGUAAACGACCAAUCAUUAGCUGUUACAACAUCGCGUUCUGGAGGUAAAAUAUUAAUCGUCAACCUAAAAAACAGAUCAGUUGUGAAAACUAUCGAGGCUUCAAAUCAAUGUCAUGGUAUAUCCCUUUCCGAUGGGAACUUGAUAUGCAGUUCAAUUAACGAAGGACUACUCUCAAUUAAUCCCGAUAAUGACAUUUUAACUAAGCUUGGUGUUGGAAGUAAAACACAUGAUGCAUAUGUUGCAGUGCUUGAUGGAACAAUGUACUGCACUGAUACUACAUGUCCAUCUAUACAAUGCUACAACGUUGAUAAAACACUCGUUUGGGAAUUCAAGCACAAAUCGUUGCAAGAACCACGCGGUAUAGCUGUUGAUAAAACUGGAGUCGUUUAUGUCGGGAAUGAGGGCGGUGGAAACAUAAUUAUGAUCUCCCCCGAUGGAGCAAAACACAAAGCAAUAAAGGUGGAUAACAUUCCAAAUCCGAGGACACUUAGCUUCAACAAAACAAGAACACGUUUGCUUAUUUGCAAUUUGAAAGGUCAAGCGGGCAUUUUUGAUGUCAUGUGAUCGGUUUGUGGAAGAACAUUUAUAUCAGUGCCUUUCGUAUGGUACUUUAUUAUAUGGAAAUGUGAUUUUCUACAGUUGCCUUUCAUAUGGUACUUUAUUAUAUGGAAAUGUGAUUUUUUCUAAACUGUAAACUAUUGAAAUGUCAUGCUUCGUCAAAAUAUAGAUUUUUUGGUGUGUUUUUGUAAUGAAUUAUUAUAAAAAGCAUAUCAUCGAUCUUGGUUUCAGCUACGUAUUAUGCAACACGGAAAAUAAACUUCUAAGUCAAAUUGAUAAAUACCAUUUAAACUUUAUUGAAUAAAGGUCAACGUGACAAUA
This is a messenger RNA of Mytilus californianus (California mussel), 2085 nucleotides long. RefSeq lists its product as uncharacterized. The transcript has 2 exons. The coding region runs from base 412 to 1770 and encodes 452 amino acids. The record is from RefSeq and is a predicted model, not a curated record. Gene Ontology annotation, molecular function: protein binding. NCBI's taxonomy places the organism in Eukaryota, Metazoa, Mollusca, Bivalvia, Mytilida, Mytilidae.